ACCCUGGACAAACAUUUACUCUUGGGGAUCUCUCAAGCAACACUUGCAAAUAAAGACAAAGCAGACAGAACUUUUGGACGGUUUUCCUCGUGAGUUAGCAUGGCAUCUGCAGGAUUACAGAUCUUGGGCAUUGCCCUCGGCAUCAUUGGCUGGAUCGGGGCCAUCAUCACCUGCGCUCUCCCCCAGUGGAGAGUGACGGCCUUCAUCGGCUCCAACAUCGUCACGUCUCAGACCAUCUGGAAGGGCAUCUGGAUGGAGUGCGUUCAUCAGAGCACGGGCCAGAUGCAGUGCAAGGUCUACGACUCCAUGCUGGCGCUGGAGCGGGACCUCCAGGCGGCCCGCGCCCUCACCAUCAUCUCCAUCCUCGUCGGCAUCCUCGCCGUCCUCCUCGCCGUCGCGGGGGGCAAAUGCACCAACUGCAUCGAGGACGAGAGCGCCAAAACCAAAGUGUGCAUCACAGCCGGAGUCAUGUUCAUCAUUUCUGGCCUUCUGUGCAUCAUUCCCGUCUCCUGGACGGCUAGCAGCAUCAUAAGCGAGUUCUACAACCCAUAUGUGACCAACGCACAGAAAAUGGAGCUUGGAGCAUCGCUCUUCAUCGGCUGGGGGGCCUCCGCCCUCCUCAUUCUGGGCGGUGGACUUCUCUGCGCCAACUGCCCUCCCAAAGACAACUACAGCGCCAAGUACUCAGCCCCUCGAUCAACCGCUCCCAAGGACUACGUCUGAGAGGGCCGAGACAUUAAGAAGAGACUCUGAUUCAUUUCUGGGGAACAAAAUGUUUUGGACUCGUUGUGUUCAGGAUUCAGUCUGAUUUGUUUCAUCGUGAGGACGAGACGGCGGCCACGCCCGAUUAACUGUCACCGGGAAGCAGGAGAGAAAAUGACGACAGAUCCCUGGGAACAACUUUUCUUGUAUUACUUUAACUCAUAGUGUUAUGUUUUUUAAAUGCAUUUCAUUUGUUUUUAUUCAUUUCAUUAUUUUUUUUUUUACUGUUUGAAUUAUUCACUUUAUACUAGUUUCUGCCUGAAACUGUAAAUAAAGAUUUUUUGUUAUUAAUACUAAGAUUAAGUAAUCUGUUUGACUCGUUUUUGUUCAGAAAUGAAAUACUUAAGACAAACUCCAGAAACAAAAUCUCACCAAGUAGUUUUAAUCUAUUUUCUUGUACAAAACUAACCUACAGUCCAACUGACAGAUUAUUUCACUUAGGGGAAAAAUGUUAUAAGUGAAAUAAUCUGCCAGUGGAACUAGAACUGCGUUGCUAGGUAACGGGCAAGUCUUGGCUGGGGUUGUUAGGUAACGGCGCCGUGCCCGUUGAUUGUGAAUAAAGUGGAAUAAUCUACCCUAUUGUACUUUUUCAUCAAUAUUAAGGAAUUGUUCACUUAAAACAGGCUCAUAUCUUUCUGAAAGGUUACUUGCAAAUUAGUUUUGUCUUAUUUCACGUAAAUUUAAAAUAUCCGCAGUAGAAACUAGACAAAAAUACUUAGCGUGAUUUUGUGUUUCUGCAGUGUACCCUUCUGAGCUGAUCAAAUACUUUUUGGGGUAAAUUUCUUAGAUUUUUCCCUGAUCUGUUUCCAAUAAAAGCAGACCUACACUC
This is a messenger RNA of Xiphophorus couchianus (Monterrey platyfish), 1591 nucleotides long. It is a transcript of the gene cldna, whose product is annotated as claudin a. The coding region runs from base 100 to 723 and encodes 207 amino acids. Gene Ontology annotation, cellular component: bicellular tight junction; membrane. The record is from RefSeq and is a predicted model, not a curated record. Lineage: Eukaryota; Metazoa; Chordata; Actinopteri; Cyprinodontiformes; Poeciliidae. Gene Ontology annotation, molecular function: structural molecule activity. The transcript has a single exon.